UUCUGAGGAGAGACAAGUAGUUUUUUCACCAAGGUACUUUCAGCAGAACAGAACUGACGUUUGCUGAAACUUGGCCAUAUCAUCCCAUGACCUCACCUGUGUCUGACCUUCAUGGUUGGUUAGAUGUCCAACACCCUUCACAAAUUACAAAGUCAACACCAGUUAGAGGAAUGCAGACAUCACAGGACCCGCUGUCUGAGUUUCAGCAGUCAGAGAUCAAGGAGGGUUCCACAUCUAAAGAAAUCCAAGAAAAACCAGGACAAGGCAGGGAUGCCCAGAUCGUAGCCAGGGAAGUUGACAAUGAAGAAGACACAUACCACAGUAGCAGUACUACAAACUCUUAUAGGGAUGAAUGGUUUCGCCUGUUUGAGCGUGAUGACUAUCUACAGGUAGUUAAACAAGAGGGUAAGAAAGGCAGAUUAAGGAGCAGUAGAUUCCGAAGUAUCUGCUGGAAGAUCUACCUAGAAUGCUUACCUGAUGACAGAACGACUUGGCAGAAGUCUGUGAGGGCCAAUAGAAAGAAAUAUGAUGGCUUCAGGGAAAAGUAUAUACAGAGCACAAAAGAAGGACUGAUGGAUAGUGCACUGGACCCUACUCUCAAUAACCCACUAUCGCAGAUGGAAGAGAGCCCUUGGAAUAAAUUCUUCCAAGACAAGGAUUGCCGGACCGAGAUCAGGCAAGACGUGGUCAGAUGCUUUCCGGAGAUAGCUUUCUUCAAGAGCGAGAAGAUCCGGGAGAUGAUGGUGGAUAUCCUAUUCUGUUUCGCCAAGGAAAAUAGUCACGUGCUAUACAAACAGGGAAUGCAUGAACUACUAGCUCCACUGAUGUUUGUUAUACAUUGUGACCAACAAGCGUUCUUACAUGCCAAAGAAAUGGAAUCCCAACUAGUUGUUGGUCCAAAUGAAAGAGAUAUAGUUUCGGAACUAAUGAAUCCUGAGUACUUGGAGCACGACUCAUACACCCUCUUUUGUCAUCUGAUGGAGACGGCCGAGCCGUGGUUCCAUCAUGGCCAUGACUUCCCGCCCCCUCAGGGUGGUUUCGUCCAAUCAGAGCCCUUCUCCAAGCCGGAGGAGUGCAACCCGUCCUCUCCGUUGGUCAAGAAACUCAACAGGAUAAGAGAGGUCAUCCUCAAGAAGCACGAUUUUGAGCUCUACACUCACCUCAAUAGGCUAGAUAUACAGCCUCAGAUAUAUGGCAUACGAUGGUUGAGGUUGUUGUUCGGCCGUGAGUUCACAUUCCAGGAUCUGAUAGUAUUAUGGGAUGCUAUCUUUGCUGAUUCACCUAUGUUAGACUUGGUUGAUUACAUUUUUGUUGCUAUGCUCAUCAAAAUCAGGGAACUUCUACUAACAGCGGAAUAUGCCGACUGCCUGAUGCUACUAAUGAGAUAUCCUACAGUAGAUGACAUUCAUUACCUUGUCAAUAAGGCUUUACAUCUCAGAGAUCCAAAGAACAACCCCAGGCAGGCAAACUACCAGUUCCAAAUCUACGCCCAGAUGAAAACAGGUAACGUCAUCUCCACCACACGAGGGAACGUCACCGUCUCCAAGAAACCAACACCGGCUGGUGGGGUGGGUGUGGCCAAAAAAACUUCAUCGGCAGUCAGUCAGGGGUUUAAUAGUCUGAGGAGGAUCGGGAAGGGGGCCAAUGGUACCAAGGAUAAGGGGUCUAAAUCUAAGACAACAGAAGAUCUACCCCAUCCUUUGGCCCAGCCCUCUGAUCUCGUGACCGACAUUCAGAAGCGAGAUCUCAAGGUGCUAACCAAACCUAGUAUUGCUAGUAUGGAGACACUGAGCUCCAGUACAGAGGGUCUUACGAAGGUAGAGAAACAAGCACCUGUACAACCAAAGAUCUUUACUAAGCCAAGGAGUGCAAGCAAAAAACCUGAUCCAGAGACUGAACAGCAGCUAGCAGUAUUACAGAGUAGAUUCAAUGAAUUGCAAACGUUGUGUAGAUAUUGUGCGUCUAAGAUGGAAGCUCAUAUUUUCCAAAUGCAAGAUGGUUUGCUGCAGCUUAAUCUUGAGACAGAUGAUGAACUCUUUGUUUCAUUAGCUGGACUUAAACAGGUGAAAGAUAUUUUGAAUGGCAAGUUAAAAUUCACCCAAGGCCUCAUAGAACCUGAUGAAAUCAACAUCAAUGAUGAUCACUACUCACAAGGGGCGGAGUCAUUCACUCAGGAUAACCAAUCAGAGUCCAUCUUUCACAGUACCAAUAACAACAGCAACAGUGAUGCGCCAAUGAGAUCCAUCCAUGAAAGUUCAGGGGCAGGGCCUGAUAAUCACUCUAAAGAUUCACGUGUGAGUGACAGCUCCCAGCAGCCAACCACAGUCAGUCUAGGCACAGAGGGGGCGGAGCUACAGGAUAAGGCUUCUGUGAUUGGUCAGAGGAGUGUAAGGGUGAAUCCAUUCAACACAAAUGAAGUGAAAGAAGGGGAAUUUUUGUCUGGAGGACUUGAUGAAGAAGACAAAGAAAAUGGAAAUAUAAAGUGCAAUAGUCACCCCUUAUUUGACUCAUAACAGUCACUUUGAAAUUAACCCCCUCAAAAAUGUUGGACUGUGAUAGAAUACAAAGCUCUAUAUGUGUGAAAAUGAUGUAGAUAAGAGUUAAAAGGAUGCAUCUCUGUGAAGAAGAUAUUUUUUAUUUUGUCAAAAACAAAGAAAGGUAUGUUGUACAUAUAUUUUCAAAUGAAAAGAAUACUAUUUUGUAGUAAUAAUUGUGUUUUUGACAAUCUGUCUGUUUUUGACAUUCUAUCAAGAUUUCUAUGAAAGACCGUAGUCAUCAUUCAUGUACAUUUACUUGAAAAUAUUCCAAAUGAAGCAUUAUAAUGAUGUACAGUUUUAAAAAAAGCAUAAGUCUGUUCCAUAUUGCAAUCUCAGGGCGGUGUGAUUGCUCAAUUGGUAGAGCGAUGAAUUCAUAAUCUACUCCAGUAACCUGGAUUUGAUUGCCAUUUGGUGUGAAGGCAUUUAUCCACAGGACGUUAAAUCAUUAGUCAUCUGGUUGCUUGUUUAUAAUCAUUCAUGCUGUCUUAGCAAAAGGAAAAAAAAACAUCGUAUGGAGAGUGAUAAACUGAGGUAAAUACUGAUUUCAAUUAAAAAGAAAAAUUCAAUUCAAUUCAAAAUUUAUUUCAAUCAAUCAAUCAUAAAAAUACAGGUAUAUACAAAUUAGAUAAAAACAUGGGAGUGGGAGCCCCUGGAAGUUUUCAUUUAAAAAACUUGUGGGUGGGGCACCACCAUGAUACAAGUAAAUAUAAGACAUACAUAAAGAGUGAACAACAAAUAACAUUGAAAAAAAAGAAAGAUAGAUAGAGUAAAACGAAACAAUGGGCUAAUAUAGGGGAAAUAAACAAACAAACAAGCAAACUAGAAGUAAUAAUUAUAAAUCAUAGUGACCUACAGUGUGCUAUUGGCAGGAGUUUUUAUGAUUCAUCCAAGAAAAUCGUAAAUUACCUUUCUAAAGGGUGACUGAUGAUUAUGUCAUAGCAUUGAUUUCCUCGAUAACAUUUCACCCAAUGGCUGACUGAUCAGCUGUUUUGUAAGUUACAAGCAUCUUUACAAAAUACAGAUGAACCUAUCUUCAGCUAAAUCAACUCCAAUGAAAAUUUUGUAUCAGUUUCUACAAGAAAGGUCACCAGAUUUUCACAAUUUUGAGCAUAAAUUACAAAGAGCUUUAUGAAACAGGCUCCCUGGUUGGCAGUUUGCAACCAAAAUUAUUGGAUAGAUUAUGGAUAGUUGAUUUUGAUUCAUCGCUUGUCAUAUUGGCGAUUGUAAUUGUGGUGGCUGCCCUUGGUAUAUUAAACCUGUCAUCAAAUAAAAGGGAACUUUUACAGAUUUUUUUUUCUGCAUUUGUUUCAAACUUUUUGUUGAUAAUGUCUUCCUCUGCUUUAUGAUGAUAAUGAUAAUAAUAAAAGUAACGCCAUAUUUUCCCAGAGUAGCCCCUUCAUUUCCCAAAACUGUUUACCUAUCGGGUCCUGCUUAACAUGACAAUGAUGUCAUUACCCUGGCUUUAGCUGGACUGCCUAGGCUCUCAAGAAUUCAAGGAAUUUCUUCCUGUAGACCGGGUCCCCAUUUUCUACACUUGGCUGGAGACUGCUUGCCAAAGGACAGAAGUGUGGCUGUUGGUCUUGAAUCCCUGACCCUGUGGUGCAUAGUCCAAAGACAUAUCUACUUGUCCUCAAUGCCUCUUUCUAUUGAGCACCUGCUGGAUUGGGAUCCAUGUCUCGGUGCUGAGAGUGUGAUGGUAUACAGACAUGCCAACCAUUCCCUGUUUAGAGUAUUUGUUCCUCUUUUUUUGCUAUGAAUACGCCAAUACUUUUUUUGUACGAUUUGUUACUUUUUUUUUAAAUUUCCGAUCAUGGAAUAUCAUUAUACACAGCGCGCGAGACUAGCGCCGGUCCGACGGUCCCAGACCGGUAAAAAUCACUGUCUGGCUAGUAACUUGUUGCAUGUAAAGAACAAGUAAAUUUCUGCCUACGAGCACAUGUUUAAAAUGGUGAAUUAUCAAGUUUUCAAGUAGAGUCAUGUCAUGUUUUUUCACCGAUCUCACUACAACAGGCUGUUGAUUGUUACUUUGAGACAAAUUUUUAAAAAUACUCCUUUUUUGUCAAAGAUAAUUUUUUCCUUCUAAGAAUACUUUUUGUUGUUGUAGAAGGUUGGCAGGUCUGUAUAUACCUUCAUGUCUGUAGUCACAUCUUUCAUGCAGGAAUCCCAGAAGCGUCUUACCCCUUUCCCCGACAUUUACAUAGAACAAAAUAAAUAACGGAAUGUGGACAAACCUCUGUUUAAGGCGCAUGAUAUGUGGUCAACCAUGACAGAAUGGUAAUAUCUGGAACCGAGAGGUCCAAAGUCUGAGGUCCUGGAUUAGAAAAUGCACCCCUAAGAGUACUGAAAGAACAUUUUUUUAAUUGAUUUGGUUUUAUCUUGACAAGCAUAUUGAGAAAUCAUAUGAAGUAUUAUAUAUGGAUAUUUAGGGAGGAAAAUGUUUUUUUUUAUGUUUUGAAGCACAACAUUACUUGGAAAUAAAGUGUGUGAACUAACAAUUACCAACAAAUGAAAUUUACAAUGAGCAGUUGUUUCAUGAACCUGUUUGUAAUCAUAAUUUGUUGGUAUGAAUCUCAGCUUCCUUCUGCAGAAAAGCUAUUUAAUUUGGAAAAUAGUGUCUAUGUAUAUGAUUCUUUUCUUGUUCUUAAAUAUGUAAUUUUUAGUACAUUAUGUACUCAUUGUUCUCAUCAUGAAAACAUUUAUUUGUUCGUCAAGUCAACACAUGUUAUUGUCUGCUCAUAUGAACAUUUCAGAUGUUAAAAUCAAUGAAUUUCCAUUUAUGAUAUUUAUUACUUUGGUAGUGUUCUUGUGUGAAAGAAAUAGAGUGGAUCAGAAGUUAAUUGAGGUUGGACACUCUUGUUAAAGUGCUCCUCCAGGGAGCGGAGAAAGUGCAUAAAAGGUUUGCGGACAAGCCAGGAUCCAACCACCGGGAUGAAGGUGCUUAGAGAUAUUGUUGUGAUGUAGUAAGCAAUAUGUUAAAGUGAAAUAAUAUUAUCAUUAUUAAUCUCAUUGGGUACAUGAGAACCUUGAUAUACACUUUAAUGAUCCAAACGAUAUUUAUGAAAAAAAAAGGAAAAUAUGUAUUUGUUUUGGGGUUUCGUAUCACCUUUGAAAUGUCUUGAUUAUGAAUUCCGAUUAUGUACUGUUUGAUUACUGUAUAGUUAUAAUAUUUUUUUCCUCAUUCCAUCAUGUUCAUGUAUGUGUUAUCUAUGUUGAUAUGGGUCUUUAGGUAAUGUAACUUUUGUACACAAAUAAGUGAUGGCUUGAUAUAUGAACAAAAUACUAUGCAUUUAUUCAAGUUUUUAAUUUAGGGCAUUUAUUAUACCCCCACAAUACAACGACUUCUGUGCAGUAUUGAUUGUAGAGUAACGUCAAUGUGUAAGGGUGAAAUAAUUGGAAGAAGUUGCGUUAAUGAUUAUCGCUGUUUGCAGGACAAAUGAUUAUUUUGUUUUAUAAUAAUUAUAAGAUAUGCAUCAAGUGAUGUUAUCACUUCAAUUUACUAAAAUUUGUGCAAUGAUUUGAAGGAAAGUUCUUUUUCACAUUUCAUGGUAUUUGUUGCGAAUUGUUACCACUGCUAUAUAUAUGUGUAAUAAGUCGCCUUUACUGUCACUCUUCAGCCUAGUAACAACAUGUAGCAUACAGGCAAGGUUGUUAAAUAUAAAAAAAUACAUUGUUUAAAAAAAGAAGGUUUUAUCCAAAUAGCAUUCAUGCAUUCAAAAGAUUUUAAGAAUAUAUAUUAAACAAAACAAAA
Lytechinus pictus (painted urchin) is the source of this 6285-nucleotide messenger RNA. Its product is annotated as TBC1 domain family member 5-like. NCBI's taxonomy places the organism in Eukaryota, Metazoa, Echinodermata, Echinoidea, Temnopleuroida, Toxopneustidae. The record is from RefSeq and is a predicted model, not a curated record. Gene Ontology annotation, molecular function: GTPase activator activity. Gene Ontology annotation, biological process: activation of GTPase activity.